Syzygium oleosum is the source of this 1516-nucleotide messenger RNA. RefSeq names its product probable ethanolamine kinase. The transcript is spliced from 11 exons. The record is from RefSeq and is a predicted model, not a curated record. The coding region runs from base 114 to 1241 and encodes 375 amino acids. Gene Ontology annotation, molecular function: choline kinase activity; ethanolamine kinase activity. NCBI's taxonomy places the organism in Eukaryota, Viridiplantae, Streptophyta, Magnoliopsida, Myrtales, Myrtaceae. Gene Ontology annotation, biological process: phosphatidylcholine biosynthetic process; phosphatidylethanolamine biosynthetic process. Gene Ontology annotation, cellular component: cytoplasm.
AACCAUUUUGACCUUUCAAAAUCCCCCCCUCGGAAAUCCCAAAGCCGAACAUCGAAGCCACGAGCUCGAAGGAUCUCCAGAGCACGAGCAAGCAGCAGCAGCAGCGAUCGCCGAUGGGAGCCGCCCACAUCUGGAACGCCACGGAGGUCGCCGGGGAAGCCGGCGGUGGCGGCGGCGGCGGCGCUAUUCCCUCCUCGCCGCUCGCCGUCGACACCUCCCUCUCCCUCCCCGAGAUGUCCCCUCGCGUCGUGGAGCUGUGCAAGGAUUUGUUCGCGGAGUGGUCGAAGCUCGACGAUUCUCGUUUCGCCGUGGAGACCGUGUCCGGCGGCAUCACGAAUCUAUUGUUGAAGGUGUCGGUGAAAGAGGAAAGCGGAAAUGUGGAAUCUGUUACUGUCAGAUUAUACGGGCCUAACACCGAGGAUGUCAUUGAUCGCGCAAGAGAACUCCACGCUAUCAAGUACCUUUCGGCUGCAGGAUUUGGUGCGAAGUUGCUUGCAGUUUUUGGGAAUGGCAUGGUUCAGUCAUUUAUAAAUGCUCGUACACUCACUCCAGAAGAUAUGAGAAAACCAAAGCUGGCAGCUGAAAUUGCUAAGCAGCUGCACAAAUUCCAUCAAGUGGAAAUUCCAGGUUGUAAAGAACCUCAACUGUGGAAUGAUAUAUUCAAGUUUUUCGAGAAAGCAUGUGAUCUCAAGUUUGAUGAUAAUGAAAAGCAAAGGAAGUACGAAACAAUAUCUUUUAAGGAAAUUCAUGAUGAACUUCUUGAGCUAAAGGAAUUAACCGGCCUUCUUAAUGCUCCUGUGGUAUUUGCUCACAAUGACUUGCUCUGUGGCAAUUUAAUGCUCAAUGAUGAGGAAGGGAAACUCCACUUCAUUGAUUUUGAGUAUGGGUCAUAUAAUUACAGAGGGUAUGACAUAGGAAAUCACUUCAAUGAAUAUGCAGGCUAUGAAUGCAACUACAGUUUGUACCCAAGUAAAGAUGAACAGUAUCAUUUCUUUGGGCACUAUCUGAUGCCAGACAAACCGCAGGAGGUGUCUGAUAAAGAUCUCGAAGCUCUGUACAUCGAGACCAACACAUACAUGUUGGCAGCACACCUAUUUUGGGCAUUAUGGGGAUUAAUCCAGGCAAAGACGUCGCCCAUCGAUUUUGAUUACAUGGAAUAUUACUUUCUGCGGUAUAACGAAUUCAAGAGGCAGAAGCAGAGUUCCAUCUCAUUGGCCAGAAGCUACCUUAUGGGAUCUUGAGCCGUGGGGGUGUUUGUUUGUACACCCACACCUAGCCGUCUGUAGAAGCUUUUGGAUAGAUUUUUCCACAUUUAGGACUCGUACCGUAAUGCUGGAAAACUAGAGAUACACACUCUGGAAGAAAUUGCUAGAAAUCUUGGGACGCGGUGUCGUGCAUAGUUGUAGCCUUGUUGUUGUGCCUUAUUCGUUCCCUAUUCUUUUUUCGCUUAUAAAGAUGUCAGAUGUUCAAACUCAACACCUUGAAGCAUAAAUAGCGAUUUACUCUCUUUUGUUCC